UCUCUAUACAACUAUCUGUAUGUAUAUAUUAUCAAAAUGUCAAUAAAUGCCCGCGACACCGUACAUUCAACCCCAUCAUCACCAUUCAUUGCCUUCACUGUAUAAACCACCAUUUAAAACCCCUGAUCAAUUUUCGUGCGAUUCACCUACUUUCCCCAAAUUUAAUUCAACACCCAUCUCCCACCUGAUCUAGCUCAACACCCACUUCAAAUACUUAUAUAAUUCAACAAUUUCUUGCUGUUUUUUUAAGUAAAAUGGAGAGCAAAUGGAGGAAAGUAAAGAUGGCUUUGGGCUCUAAUUUCUGUCUUUAUGUUCCUACGGCUGAUACCGACGUCUCACCACCGCCACCAGACGCCGCCUUGUUGCCUCCGGCGACUCCUCGUCGGCCGUGGUCUCCGGUCUUACGGUUGUCUAGAAGUUUGAGCCGGUCUUCUAGUUCUAAGAAAUGCACAAUAUGUUUAGCAUCAAUGAAACGUGGUGAAGGUGAAGCCAUUUUCACAUCAGAAUGUGCACAUUCAUUCCAUUUCCAAUGCAUUGUUUCACAUGUCAAACAUGGAAACCGAACAUGUCCAAUUUGUAGAGCCAAAUGGAAGGAGAUUCCACAACAAGGUUUAGCUCCACCCAUGACAGUAAUCCGCCGGCCCCUGCCACGACAGACCUCCAACCGCCACGUCUCCGCCAACGAGCCAGCCGUCUUCAACGAUGAUGAAGCAUUGGAUGUACAAACUUCAACCAGGAAUGAUAAUACAUUGGACGGGUCAUAUUCGACAAGGCUGUUGUUGAAAACAUACAACGAGGUUGCGGCUGUGCCAAGGCGCAGUACCGCCGACGAUUUCACGGUUUUGAUCCACCUGAAAGCUCCGGUUUCGACUUCUGCCCGGGCCCCGGUGGAUCUUGUGACCGUUCUUGAUAUCAGUGGUAGUAUGGCUGGUACAAAGAUGGCAUUGCUUAAACGGGCCAUGGGUUUUGUGAUACAGAAUCUUGGCCCGGCCGAUCGGUUGGCGGUUAUCGUGUUUUCAUCCGCUGCCCGCCGCCUGUUCCCGCUCCGGAGAAUGACCGAUGCAGGGAAGCAGCAUGCGGUCCAGGCUGUCAAUUCGUUGAUGGCGAAUGGGGGCACGAAUAUAGCCGAGGGGCUGAGGAAGGGGAGUAAAGUCAUGAAAGACCGCCGGGAGAAGAACCCGGUGACGAGUAUAAUUCUGUUAUCGGAUGGGCAGGAUACGUAUACCACGAGUGGCAGUUGGGAUUCGAGUUCGGGUGGUGACCGUAACGGAUCAAACCACCGGUUAUUUGUUCCACAAGGUAUCGAUGUUCCGGUACAUGCUUUCGGGUUUGGGGCUGACCAUGAUGCUACAUUAAUGCACUCGAUUUCCGAGACAUCCGGUGGGACCUUUUCGUUCAUCGAGACCGAAAGCGUAAUCCAAGAUGCAUUCGCUCAGUGCAUCGGUGGACUCUUGAGUGUAGUGGUUAAAGGUUUGCAAGUGACAAUCGAGAGUGCGAGCCCGAGCAUCCAGGUUCAAUCUCUAAAGACCGGAAGCUACAGGGGUCAUUUGACACCCGAUAGGAAAUCGGGGCGUAUAGAUGUUGGGGAUUUGUAUGCCGAUGAAGAGCGGGAUUUUCUCGUCUCGGUCAAUGUUCCAAAGGAGACCGAGUUGACUUUUGGCGACGAGACCUUGUUAUUGAAGGUACAUUGUUCAUAUACCGAUCCGAUGACAGAAGAGACGAUGAAGUUAGCGAGUGAAAAUGUCACAAUCAAAAGACCCGAAAAAGUGGGUAAAGAAAAUGUUGUUUCGGUUGAAGUCGACAGACAAAAAAGCCGGUUACAAUCAGCGGAAGCCAUGGUACAAGCGAGAACCGCAGCCGAAGCAGGUGAUCUGACACGAGCAGUUAGUAUACUCGAGAACUUCCGGAAGGUUCUCUCAGGAACCGUAGCGGCUAGAUCUGGCGAUCGUCUCUGUAUUGCACUAGAUGCCGAGCUCAAGGAAAUGCAAGAGAGAAUGACUAGUAGGCAUUCGUAUGAGCAUUCGGGAAGAGCUUAUAUGUUAUCCGGUAUAAGCUCGCACACAUGGCAAAGAGCCACGGCUCGUGGGGACUCGACUGACGGGUCUAGCUUGGUUCAAGCUUAUCAAACUCCAUCGAUGACCGAGAUGCUAACUCGGUCCCACGCUAAUUCGCUUCAACCCACUCGGACAUCACAAGCACAACCAAGAACAAAGUGAAGAUUGUCGAGUUUUGCAUUCUGAUUCAUGAUUUUUGAUGUCGAAAUACAUGUAAAGAAAUAAAGUUGCAGGAGUUACGUUAAUAUGUUUUUUUUUGGGGGGAUAUUAUAAUACAUGAAUAUUUUUAAAA
Helianthus annuus (common sunflower) is the source of this 2346-nucleotide messenger RNA. Its product is annotated as E3 ubiquitin-protein ligase WAV3. The coding region runs from base 255 to 2216 and encodes 653 amino acids. The record is from RefSeq and is a predicted model, not a curated record. The transcript has 2 exons. Lineage: Eukaryota; Viridiplantae; Streptophyta; Magnoliopsida; Asterales; Asteraceae.